Monodelphis domestica (gray short-tailed opossum) is the source of this 4934-nucleotide messenger RNA. RefSeq names its product carbohydrate sulfotransferase 1 (gene CHST1). Gene Ontology annotation, biological process: N-acetylglucosamine metabolic process; keratan sulfate proteoglycan metabolic process; carbohydrate metabolic process. Lineage: Eukaryota; Metazoa; Chordata; Mammalia; Didelphimorphia; Didelphidae. Gene Ontology annotation, molecular function: N-acetylglucosamine 6-O-sulfotransferase activity; keratan sulfotransferase activity. Gene Ontology annotation, cellular component: Golgi membrane. The record is from RefSeq and is a predicted model, not a curated record.
CCCGUUGCUUUGGCUGCUGCUCGGGCGGCCGCAGCUCUCAGCUCCCGGACCCGAGGAGCGCAGGCGGCCGGCCAGGCGGGCAGGCGGGCAGGCGGCUGCAGCGCUGCUGCUGCGCGGCCGGGCUAGAGCUCGGAGUACAGGGCUGUUCCUGCUCCCUCCUGCAGACGCCGGGCUCUGCGGCGCGCUCGGGCCCUCCCUGCUGCCGAGGCGGCUGCGGCUGCGGCAGCGGGGGCUCCCGGCUCCCCGCGCAGGCGGCCGCCCCGGAGGGCCCCGCCGGGGGCGACCUGCUCGGGCUUGCGUGCGCCCCCGAGUCAUGGAGAGGGGCUGGUAAGGGGCACCCGGAGGCGCAGUAGUAGUAGUAGGAGGGGCCGAGGAAGAGGAGGAGGAGGAAGAAGAGCAAUCUGAGAGGAGGAGAGCCUGAGGAAGAGGAGGAGGAGGCGGCGGCGGAGAGGGCCGAGGGCGGAGGAUGCCGCCGCUGCCGCCGCCGGCGCCCGAGGACUCGGACGGAGCUUGAGCCCGAGCGGGAUGGAGUCCGCGUUGGGCGCUGCAGCGGCUCCGGGCGCAGCCCAGCCCAGGUGGGGAAACUGAGGCACAGAGAAAAGAUGUGACCUGCUCAAGGUCUCCAGGCUAGGCAGCAGCAUGGACUUAGGCAGCGAUUGACCAAGCCUGGAGACCCUGGUGUCCAGAAGGACGUUCCCUAGGGGGCAGCUGUGGCCGCCCACACUUCCCAGGAACCCCUCUGAUCCUGAGCCCUUGGAGAAGCAUCCCCAUGAAGGUGUCCAGUCAUGCAAUGCUCCUGGAAGGCUGUCCUCCUCCUUGCCUUGGCCUCCAUCGCUAUCCAGUACACGGCCAUCCGAACCCUCACCGCCAAGUCCUUCCACGCCUGCCCGGUGCCCAGCCCCGUGAACUGUAGCCCGGGCCCCGGGGAGGCCGAGAUGGCCGAGCGGCUGUGCGAGGAGAGCCCCACUUUCGGCUACAACGUCUCGAGGAAGACGCACAUUCUCAUCCUGGCCACGACGCGGAGCGGCUCCUCCUUUGUGGGCCAGCUCUUCAACCAGCACCUGGAUUUCUUCUACCUGUUUGAGCCCCUCUACCACGUCCAGUAUACCCUCCUGCCUCGCUUCACCCAGAGCAGGAACCCCUCGGACAGGCGAGUCAUGCUGGGGGCCAGCCGCGACCUGCUGCGGAGCCUCUAUGACUGCGACCUCUACUUCUUGGAGAACUACAUCAAGCCUCCUCCGGUCAACCACACCACGGACAGAAUCUUCCGCCGGGGGGCCAGCAAGGCUCUGUGCUCGCCCCCGGUGUGCGAGGCUCAAGGGCCGGCCGACACGAACCUGGAGGAGGGCGACUGCGUCCGCAAGUGCGGCCUCCUGAACUUGACGCUGGCCGCGGAGGCCUGCCGGGAGCGCAGCCACGUGGCCAUCAAGACGGUGAGGGUGCCGGAGGUCAACGACUUGCGGGCGCUGGUGGAGGACCCCAGGCUCAACCUCAAAGUCAUCCAGCUGGUGCGAGACCCUCGGGGCAUCCUGGCGUCCCGCAGCGAGACCUUCCGGGACACGUACCGGCUGUGGCGCAUCUGGGACGGCACCGGGAGGAAGCCCUACAACCUGGACGUGAGCCAGCUGACCACGGUCUGCGAGGACUUCUGGAACUCGGUGUCCACCGGCCUGACCCGGCCGCCCUGGCUCAAGGGCAAGUACAUGCUGGUGCGGUACGAGGACCUGGCGCGGAACCCCAUGAAGAAGACCGAGGAGAUCUACGGCUUCCUGGGCAUCCCCCUGGACAGCCACGUCGAGCGCUGGAUUCACAACAACACGCGCGCCGACCGCUUCUCCUCCAAGCACAAAUACGGCACCCUGCGCAACUCGGCGGCCACGGCCGAGAAGUGGCGCUUCCGCCUCUCCUACGACAUCGUGGCCUUCACCCAGAACGCCUGCCAGCACGUGCUGGCCCAGCUGGGCUACAAGGUGGCCGCCUCGGAGCAGGAGCUCAAGAACCUGUCGGUCAGCCUGGUGGAAGAGCGCCACUUCCAUCCCUUCUUGUGACCGCGGGGCGGGGGGAGGGCACGGGGGGCGGGGGGCCACGGAGAACCAUUUCUAACUGUUGCCUUAUCCCCUCUCCUCCCCCCAAGCCCGUCUUCGUGCCCUUCCCACCCCUCGCCUUUCUCUUUUCUCUCCGAAAUUUGCACUACGUCCUCGAGGGGCGUCACUAGGGAGCGGAGGGGAGCGAGGAGGGGGACGUGCCCCCUGCCCACGGAAGCUGGGUCUCUCUGUGGAUGGCUAACAAUGUUUACAAAUCUCUCACACACUCACACACACACUCACACACACUCCCAACACACAAGACACAACUUCUCUCAAGCGUCCCCCAUGGAAGGGUUUGGGGGGUUCGUGUACCUUUUUGCACUGUUUACUUUUACAAGGUAAGAGAUUAAAAAGAAAAGGACCUUCUCUAAUUGCUGAAUGGUGUCCCUCCCGGUCCUGCCCCCCAUCUUCCCGUCUCCCCCGCCCCCCCAGGAGGAGCGCCAGCCCCUGCUCCCCCUCUCCACAUUGGUGAAGUUUCUUCUUUCUGUGAGGUGAAUGUGGAUGUCCUCGCCCCCCUCGCCCCCCAGUCUGUUGCAAUAAUGUCGUCUGUCUGAGUCUUGUGGCUGGGCCUGGUCGCUGAUUGGUGUAUGAGUCCCUGUUGGCUCUUAGGGUUCACCUGUGACAUUUUUUUGUGCCAAAAGAAAAAAAAAGAAAAAAAGUCGGGUUGGUUUGCUAAUCCCAGAAUGGACUGCUUUUCUCUGUGUUUUCUGUAAAUAAAAGAGGUCGCUGUUGUUCACUGAGGCACCUUCAACAGGAAGGGGCACAGGGGAGGCUGGGGACAUUGAGGAGUGAUGGGGGGUCUGCGGGGGGCGGUGCCCAGGUGAGCUGGGAUGAUGGAGCCAGUGGCUGUUCUCCUCUCUCUCCCACAGCCUGGGGACUGAGGUUCCUCUCAGCCAGAGGUGUACAACCCUUUAUAGAGAGCGUCCAACCCAAUGUUUCAUUGUACGGAUGAGAACACUGAGGCUCAGGGAGAGGCUCCAUGACUUACCCAACAUAACACAAAUGGUGGGAUCUGAACAUGGGGAUCCAGAGGGGUCAGCGAGUCCCGGGAGGCUCAGCAAUCUGGCAUCUAACCCCUGUCCCCACUCUCCAUGUCAUGGUUGGAGAUGAGCUUCCACAGGCUCCCCGUGAGCCAAUUUUGGCAUCUUAUGGCACCUAGUCCAAGGGGACCAAGUCAUCCCUCUUUGGGGCCUCAGCUCACUGGUAUGGGGGUCCCAGCAGUUUUUCUAGACACACAGUCUUUCCUAUAGGCAUUGAAGAACCUAGAAGAAAACCAUGGAACCGGAGGGCUGACUAGGACCCCUUUACCGCCCCCCCCCACUAGAAGGUCCGCUCCCUUAGGUCAGGAAUCAUUUUGGUUUUGCCUUCAUAGCCCUGGCCCCUGGCACGGUGUGUUACUGAUUUUUAAUUCAUCCUUGUGGACUUGGGCUGAAUUGGAGUCACUCCCAGAGUCCCUGCCCCAGGGGAUAGGAAUACCCUUAGUGGUCCAGGGCACCGUCUCUGCCUAGUCAGGCCACAGUCUCUACCAUGAGCGUGCAGAGGCUGCACUUUCUCACGGGAGACGUGUGUCCAUCUCCUUCCCAUCUCCCCAUCUCAAUAGCGAGCCGACGUCCCGGAUGCCAGGCUUGGCCACAAGACUAUAGUGGGAUUAAUCCAGGGCUAGAAGCAUCUGAAGAUUUCCAGCUGAGAGCCAGGGUUAUUUAGGUUAUUUAGCACCUACUAUGUGCCAGAGGAGAAGCAGCAUCUGCCAGAUAAAAAACUGGCCUCAGAGGAAGGAAGACCUUGCUGCUUUUGAUGUAUAUAAGCUAUGUGACCAGAGGUGGACCCAGACAAGACUCUAUCGUGCCAAACAAGUGCCAACCUUUAUUAGAAGGGUUACUUGUGUCAAUGAAAUAGCAUCUGGUCUAGCCCCUAAUCCUUCCUCCCAACCCUAUGUUGGGAACUAAAUCAUUCCCCAAGGAUCAUAGAUUUUGAAUAAUUUUACAAAUGGGGAAACUGAGGCACAGGAGAGGGAAGUGACUUGGCCAAGGUGACAGGUGGUCAACAUCAGAGAUUUGAUUUGAUUUGAACUCAAGUCUUCCUGAUUCCAAUUCAAAUUCAGUUUCUAGUGUUCUAUCCCUGACCACAUCAUACUGUCAUUCAAGAGGGGUUGGUGGCGAGUCAUAUAUAUACACAGGUAAGUACUAAGUCAUUUGGGGGCAUGGAGAAGGGCACAGGAAGAGUCUCCUGGAUGAGGUGGCAUCUGGGCUGUGCUUUGAAGGAAGCUAGACAAAGGUGAGGAGGGAGAGUGUUCUAGACGUGGGGGCAGGAGUUGCCACAGUAUGUAUGGGACUCUCCUCAGAGAGGCUGACAUGACUGGGGGCCCAGUUUGGCUCUACCAAUGCCAUGACUGCUGGGGAAAUUUCCUCUGGGGUGGGUCCUCACUGGCCACCUUAUGGAGGGAGAUUUGCCACAUGUUCAUUUUUCCAACCCUGAGAUCCUUCUUUGUGAGAUGGGGAUGAUGACCUCGAAGGGUGCCUGGGAAGAUGCUGGUGGCAUCCAAAGUCCUGGAAUGGGAACCAGUGGCCCUGGGUACCAACCAGGCUCGCCACCACGACUUAUGUCACUGUAGACAACUCAGUUUCCUCAUCUGUGAAGAUGAUGAGCUUGGACUAGCCGGUCUCUGAGACCACCUUGAAUCCAUGAUCCUUGAGGAGUACAAGCAGACUGGUCUGCAAGGACAGGAGGUACACUGGCAUCACCUCAUGCCCCAGGCUGGGGUGGGGAAGGACUUAACACACUUAUUUAAAUGGAGGAAGUGACUUGCCUGUAUCUUUCUUGGUUAAAAUAAAUGAUUUCACUAAUGCA